AUGUCGUCGCUGUGCAGGCUUGCCUCACGCGCCGUCUCCAAAAAGACACCUUACCCUUCUUUUUGUCCAGGGAGCUCUAGGUUGCUGGCCACUGCUCCUGCAUAUCCAAGCCAUAUUCCCCUCACUUGGUUCGAAAAUACCUUCUUGCUUGUCGGUGCUGGGCUCAUGACGCUGGCUGAUCCACGUCGUGGUGACUUGGUCGCGGUAGUCGGAGAAACGUCUGCCGGCCCAUCUCUUCGUCGUCUACGUGACAUCAUGCUUGAAAGUUCAGAGGGGAGAAGGAUCCUCAAACAGCGACCACGCAUCAAUACAACGACUUUGGAUAUGAACAAUCUGGCGCAGCUUCCAGAAGGAACCUUUGGUCGUGCUUAUACUAGUUGGUUGGAACGUUGUCGGGUGACACCUGAUACAAGGGCUCCAGUUCACUACAUUGACGAUCCUGAAUUGGCAUAUGUGAUGCAGCGAUAUCGCGAAUGUCAUGACUUCUAUCACUGCAUCUGCAAUAUGCCUGUCAAUGUGGAAUCUGAGCUUGCUAUCAAGUAUUUCGAAUUAGCAAAUCUUGGCCUUCCCAUGGCCGGUUUUUCUGCGGCUCUCUACCCUUGGCGCUUGAAUAGCGCGAAACGGCACAAGGUAUUCUCAGAGUACGCCCCUUGGGCCCUGAAGUGUGGCAGUAGCGCGAGGAGUCUCAUCACUGUUUUCUGGGAGGAGCGCUGGGAUCAAAAUGUUGAGGAGAUGAAAACAGAGUUUGGAAUCUGGGAUGGCCCUCCGGCGAAGUGGCCCAAGCCGUUGAAAGGGACGGGUGAAAAGCAAGCACGGACAGAGGUCGUUGAGAAAUCCCUUUCCUCAGAUGUGUAG
Guyanagaster necrorhizus is the source of this 855-nucleotide messenger RNA. RefSeq names its product Coq4-domain-containing protein. Lineage: Eukaryota; Fungi; Basidiomycota; Agaricomycetes; Agaricales; Physalacriaceae. Gene Ontology annotation, biological process: ubiquinone biosynthetic process. Gene Ontology annotation, cellular component: mitochondrion; mitochondrial inner membrane. The record is from RefSeq and is a predicted model, not a curated record. The coding region runs from base 1 to 855 and encodes 284 amino acids. The transcript is spliced from 3 exons.